Molecule: messenger RNA, 1096 nt
Organism: Dromiciops gliroides (monito del monte)
Lineage: Eukaryota; Metazoa; Chordata; Mammalia; Microbiotheria; Microbiotheriidae
Gene: DCTN5
Product: dynactin subunit 5
Exons: 8
Coding region: 95-670 (191 amino acids)
Source: RefSeq, a predicted model, not a curated record
GGAGGGAGCAUGGGCGUUUCUCCUUCCAGACCGGAAGUGAAGGUGAAGACCGGAAGCGGGAGGAAGGGAGAUUCGAGCUUGAUGGUUUGCAGAAAUGGAGCUGAGUGAGCUACUCUACAAUAAGUCCGAGUACAUCGAGACGGCAUCUGGAAAUAAAGUCAGUCGCCAGUCAGUUCUGUGUGGAAGCCAAAAUAUUGUCCUAAAUGGAAAGACGAUCAUAAUGAAUGAUUGUAUUAUUCGAGGGGAUCUGGCAAAUGUAAGGAUUGGGCGCCACUGUGUUGUGAAAAGCCGCAGUGUCAUAAGGCCACCAUUUAAGAAAUUCAGCAAAGGAGUUGCAUUCUUUCCCCUACACAUUGGUGACCAUGUCUUUAUUGAAGAGGAUUGUGUGGUCAAUGCAGCCCAAAUUGGUUCCUACGUCCACAUAGGCAAGAACUGCGUAAUUGGCCGGCGCUGUGUGUUGAAAGACUGUUGCAAAAUUCUAGACAAUACAGUAUUACCUCCUGAAACUGUAGUCCCACCAUUCACCGUCUUCUCAGGCUGUCCAGGCCUCUUUUCUGGGGAGCUUCCAGAGUGCACCCAGGAGCUGAUGAUUGAUGUCACCAAGAGCUACUACCAGAAGUUCUUGCCACUGACGCAGAAUGUGAAAUGGUGGAAAAGCUUCAGUAGAUGACCAGUUUAAGAAAUUACUUUCAAGCUGUCGGUUACUUCACAUAUGUGGCCCCAACCAGGGUAUAAAAACAAAUCACCAGUGAAGACAUCAAAAAAGCAACCUGCUUAAAACCCUUUAAAUUAGCCAUUCUAACCUCCAACUACCAGCCUACCUGAUUCUCUUGGAGGCUUCUGACUCCAUAGUUCUCAUCACUCACCCAGGUUGAGAGGAUGAGGAAUUGUCAGUUUUCCCUAUUGGAAGUUGUAGGGGGUGGGGGUGGGGAUGGGGGACAGUUGUCUGAUUUUGCUGACUCAGGAAUAUUGGGCUUUACAGACCUUAAUCCCUAAAGCCAUCUUGGAGCUGAUCAGGUCCUUGGGGAAACACUAGUGGCUCUGUGUAAGAGACUUAUUUUCCACUUUGAAAAUAAUAAAUCAACCCUCUAUUGUA